Messenger RNA from Spathaspora passalidarum NRRL Y-27907, 2565 nucleotides. RefSeq names its product Pho91p (gene PHO91). NCBI's taxonomy places the organism in Eukaryota, Fungi, Ascomycota, Pichiomycetes, Serinales, Debaryomycetaceae. Gene Ontology annotation, biological process: phosphate ion transport; monoatomic anion transmembrane transport; polyphosphate metabolic process. The transcript has a single exon. Gene Ontology annotation, molecular function: phosphate transmembrane transporter activity. The record is from RefSeq and is a predicted model, not a curated record. Gene Ontology annotation, cellular component: membrane. The coding region runs from base 1 to 2565 and encodes 854 amino acids.
AUGAAAUUCUCUCAUUCCUUACAGUUUAAUGCUGUACCAGAAUGGUCUUCAAAAUACAUUGCCUAUACAACUUUGAAGAAGUUGAUUUAUUCCCUUCAACGAGAUAACUUAAGAAGAGGAUACGAAGGAGAAGGAACUGAUUUAGAAGCUGCCCAUUUGAUAACCGAAGGAGGCUAUGCAUCUACUGGUAGAUUAGGUGAUACUGAAUCAGUUUCUGCUGUAUUCAUUGCUGCCCUUGAUGCUGAAUUGAAGAAAAUUGACUCCUUCUAUCAGCAACAAGAAGAGUUCAUUUACAAAAGUAUUGAUCAAUUGAUGAAUGACAUUGAGAAUUUUGAACACGAAAUAGACAGUUCAUUGGUUAUGUCCCUGCAAUUUAAAGCUAGAGGAAGAGCUCAUUCAGCUUUGUCCAGCGACUAUGUCGUCAACACAACUGAUCCUGACACAGAAUUCACUCAAGCUGAAGAUGACGAUGAUGAAGAAGAAGAAGAAGUAGGUACAGAAGGAGCAGCUAGUGAUGAUGGUUCCAAAAGAAAAAGAUUUGCUUCUGUUCCUAACUUGCCCUCGGAUGGUGCUACUUCGUUACGUCAUUCUCGUUCUAUUGACGAAUAUCUCAAGUCUCCUAGAUCCCCAGAAGUUUGGAACAAUUUGAAUCAAGUUGCAGGCAAAGCUAAUGUUCCUCCUCAAUUGCUCUUAUUGAGCGAAAGUAGAAUUAUCUUGAGAAAGCGUAUCAUUGGGUUAUACACCACUUUAUCCGAAUUGAAGUCUUAUAUUGAAUUGAAUCAAACCGGGUUUAAGAAAGCUUCAAAGAAGUUUGACAAAUCUUUAAACACCAACAUAAAGGAUGAAUAUUUGAAAUCCUUACCUGAAAAGUCCUAUAUUUUCAAACCAGCCACCAUUGAUAAAGUGGAUGAUCGUCUUGAAGCCUUGAUUAAACUUUAUGCGUUAAUCUGUAACCAAGGUGAUGAUUUGGAAGCUGCCAAAUCCGAAUUAUCGAUCCACUUACGUGAACAUGUGGUUUGGGAAAGAAAUACCGUUUGGAGAGAUAUGAUUGGGUUGGAAAGAAAAUCUUAUGCUGCAAAUGCAAAGCUUUCAGAUCGUGAACGUGGAGAAAAGGCUGAAGAAGGUUCGGAUAAUAAAAUGAUUCAAGGGUUCAAUAUCUCAUUAAAGAAUCCAGUUGUGUUGAAGUUUUUGACUAUUUUGACCAUUACGGUUGUUUUACUUAACUUUUCUCCGUUUACUGAUUCAGCUCAGAAGAAUUGUUUUGCAUUAUUGAUUUGUGCUUCGUUACUUUGGGCUACUGAAACAAUUCCACUUUUUGUAACUUCGUUGUUAAUACCAUUACUUAUUGUUAAUUUACAAGUUAUAAAGAAUGACGAUGGAACAAUUAUGCCUACUGUCGAUGCUUCUAAAUUCAUUUUAUCAACUAUGUGGAAUUCAGUUAUCUUAUUAUUGUUAGGUGGGUUCACUUUAGCUGCUGCAUUGACCAAAUACCAUAUUGCCAAGUUAAUUUCCACCUGGAUUCUUUCUAAAGCUGGUACAAAUCCUUCAGUUGUGUUAUUGACAAUUAUGGGAGUUGCUCUUUUUGCAUCCAUGUGGGUGUCGAAUGUUGCUGCUCCAGUGUUGUGCUUCUCUUUGAUUCAACCACUUUUAAGAACAUUGCCAAAGGGAUCACAAUUCAUCAAUGCCUUGAUUUUGGGUAUUGCCCUUGCAUCCAACAUUGGAGGUAUGGCUUCACCAAUUGCAUCUCCACAAAACAUGAUUGCCAUUGGAUCAAUGGAGCCUCAACCUUCAUGGGGUCAAUGGUUUGUCAUUGCUUUGCCUGUUUGUAUCUUAUCAUUGUUGUUGAUUUGGAUCUUUUUAUUAAUUACUUUCAACUGUAACUCAAGAAAUACCCAUUUGGUUGCAAUUAGAACUAUUGAUGACAAGUUUUCCGCCAUUCAAUGGUUUAUCAUUGCUGUUACCGUGUUGACUAUUUUCCUUUGGUGUAUUGCAUCAAGAUUGACUGGUAUUUUCGGAGAAAUGGGUAUCAUUGCUUUGAUUCCACUUGUUUUAUUCUUUGGUUCGGGAUUAUUAAACACCGAAGAUUUCAAUAACUAUCCAUGGAAUAUUGUCAUUUUAGCAAUGGGUGGUACUGCGUUAGGUAAAGCUGUUGCAUCGUCCGGAUUAUUGAACACAAUUGCAAUUGAAAUUCAACAUCAAGUUGAAGAUUUCUCAUUGUUUGGAGUUACUUUAACAUUUGGAUUUUUGAUUUUAACCAUGGCUACAUUUGUUUCUCAUACCGUUGCUGCUUUAAUUAUUAUUCCAUUAGUUAGUGAAAUCGGUAAUAAUAUGGCCGAACCUCAUCCAAGGUUAUUGAUCAUGGCAAGUGCCUUGCUAUGCUCGGCUGCCAUGGGUUUGCCUACCUCUGGGUUCCCUAACGUCACUGCUAUUUGUAUGACUGAUGAGUUUGGUAAGCCAUAUUUGACGGUAGGUACAUUUAUCACUAGAGGUGUUCCAAGUUCAGUGAUUGCUUAUGCAAUUAUUGUUUCUGUUGGGUAUGCCACUAUGAAAAUCAUUAAUUUUUAG